AUACGUUUUAUAGCCCCUCUCGCAGUGGGCAGGAUCGAAUUUCCUGAACUGGAAGAGACGUAGCCAUGAAAUUCGAAGCCCUUUUCGAACAAUCUUUAUGGUCUUUAAACGUGCCAAGAGAGCGAUUCGAUUCUGGACUUUUCCUUUUUGAUUACUUUUCCGUCGCAUUAAAUGAUCGUCUUCCUUCCACCCACUCCCACGAAUGAUCAAAGAAUCAAUCCAAAACAGGAUUCACAGCCGAAGAAAAGUACCUUCUUUCCAAACUAACAAUGACUAAGUGGCAAUGUUGGGUCAUCUGGUCGAUUCUAAGUCUCCUUCAAGCUCAUCCUUCCCAAGCCAGAAGUGAUGGAGCACCUUUGGAAGCUUGUGACACCAUGAUUCCUGGACAUCAAGACACUUCUCCAAAACCAGGGCAAUCCGCUCUCCACGAGGUCUCUAUUGCAAAAGGUCUUGAACCCGGUGCGUUUAUCAUAAGUCUACACAGUGCUGCCAAUGUGCCAUUCAAGGGGUUCUUCAUUCAAGCCCGCAAUGUGGCCAAAAAUAACUCCGAAGCCAUUGGCACGUGGGAUAUCUCCAAUUUGAGUGGUGUGGCCCGCACCGCCAAUUGUUCAGGUCAGCCUAAUUCAGCUGUGACCCAUGUUGACAAUCAGCUAAAAACCAGUGUGACGUUCACGUGGCAAUCGCCUAGGAAAUAUACUGGCAGAGUUGUGUUUGAAGCGACUGUGGUUCAGGACUUCCACAACUAUUGGACUGGAAUCCGAUCCUCUGAGCUCCCCCUAUUGGCUGGAAUCAGUCAAAGUGGGUUUUUGGAUAUCAAAGAACCCACAGCGCCGAAGGCCAUGGCGGUUAAUGUGGAAACUACUGCACCCACCCCUAUUAAUCGACUUCCUGGCCCUGUGGAAUCUGCUCAGACUAAAAAUAACAAUACCAAACCUCUCAAUCACCACGAUCCCAAAACAAUGGAGCAAAUCGGCUUGAACGUGACGGAAAAACAUUUUCAGUCCGGGGGAAAGGUCAUUUCCUCUGAGGUUGAGAAAAUUGUGGUAGUGUUUGUCACCCUUGCUCUGAUAAAAUGAGACAGGAAUCAACGCUUGUAGAGAGAAUAAUAAGAACAGUGAUCUUUCUGACAACAUAAACUUUUGAGCACAG
Messenger RNA from Tigriopus californicus, 1149 nucleotides. RefSeq names its product putative defense protein 2. Bases 270 to 1076 code for a protein of 268 amino acids. The transcript has a single exon. Lineage: Eukaryota; Metazoa; Arthropoda; Copepoda; Harpacticoida; Harpacticidae. The record is from RefSeq and is a predicted model, not a curated record. Gene Ontology annotation, molecular function: oxidoreductase activity, acting on metal ions.